AUUUUACUAAUAGUUUUAAAAAUAAACAAAAAAAAUUUUAAAUAAAUAAAAAAUAAGUAAGUGUUUUAAGCAAUAACAACAACAAUAAUAACAAAUAAGCAAAAAAAGUAAUGACAACGUUGUUUAAUUCCCUAACAUUUGUCAACAAAAAAAAAAAAAAAAAUAACAAUUACAGUAACAAUUAAAAUAAAUAAUAAUAAAUAAAAACAAUAAUAAUAAAACAACAAAAACCGGCAUUUUAUGACGUCAUUUUUUUUUCCACCCAAACAAAAACACAAACAGCAAACAAAUCAAUAAGCAAUACUCUCCAUUUUUAAAGAGAGCUUUAAACAAGAAAACACUGUUUGUUUAAAUAACAGUAAAUUUUAAAAAACAACUAGGAAAUUAUUUAAAAAACAAAAGAAGUGUUGCUUUAAACAAAUUAAUAAAAGUACAUAAUUAAAAAAAAGUAAAUUAAGAAAAUUAAUUCAGAACAACUGCAACAAAAUUUAAGUUAAUAUUAGUUACCCAAGAGUAAAGAAUCUUACUUACAACAACAACAAAAAGCCCCCCUCUCUGUACCACAACAACAAUGCCUUUUACAAAAUAUCUAUUAUUUGUUUUUAAUCAUCAAAAUCAAAUACGCUAGUGUAAAAUUAAUUAAUUUAACAAAUAUUAAUAAUAAUUAUAUAAUCAAUAUAAUAUAAAAAAAUGGCUGCUAUGGUUAAUAUGACCAGCCUUUUAAAUGGCAAAGAUUCACGUUGGCUCCAGCUAGAAGUAUGUCGGGAAUUUCAAAGAAAUAAAUGCUCCCGCCAAGAUACUGAAUGUAAAUUUGCCCAUCCGCCAGCAAAUGUUGAAGUUCAAAAUGGCAAAGUCACCGCUUGUUAUGAUAGCAUUAAGGGUCGUUGUAAUCGUGAUAAACCGCCUUGCAAAUAUUUUCAUCCUCCACAACAUUUGAAGGAUCAAUUGUUGAUAAAUGGCCGUAAUCAUCUUGCCUUGAAAAAUGCACUAAUGCAACAGAUGGGUAUUGCACCAGGACAGCCAGUUAUACCAGGACAAGUGCCACAAGUGGCCACAAAUCCUUAUUUAACUGGCAUACCUGCUAACACAUACAGUCCAUAUUUUGCACCUGGUCAUUUAGUGCCUGCCUUAUUGGGUCCUGAUCCUACAGCUGUCUCACAAUUGGGACCAGUUGUACCGCAAGCGGUACAAGUGGCUCAACAAAAAAUACCACGUUCCGAUCGAUUAGAGGUUUGUCGUGAAUUUUUGCGCGGUGCUUGCAAACGUGCCGAAUCUGAAUGCCGUUUUGCACAUCCGCAGGAGAGUGUUGCCCGACACGAUGAUGGUUCCAUUACGGUGUGCAUGGACGCCGUAAAAGGUAGAUGCACACGUGAUCCCUGCCGCUAUUUUCAUCCUCCCUUGCACCUACAGGCACAAUUAAAAGCGGCGCAAUCACGCGCCACCGCUGUUGCUGCAGCUGCUGCGACUGCACCUGUUUCCGUUUCCGCUGCAACUUUGACACAUCAUCAACAACAACAACACCACCACCAACAUCAACAACAACAACAUAAUCAACUUCAACAACAACCACCACCUCUGCCACCACCUCCAACCAUCCCCACAAUGCCCGGUUCGUCACUUCCGUCUACACAGCAAACGAAUGUAGCGAAUGCAGCCGCAGCUGCUGCCAAUGCUGCAGCCGUCGCUGCCUUGACUUUAGGUCAACAGCAUCCUUUGGAAGUGGGCAAGAAACGUGCUGCCGAUACAGACAUGUUUCAAUUGAUGGAUGUUAAAACGGUUGGUUCAUUUUACUAUGAAAAUUUUGCUUAUUCUGGCAUGGUGCCCAUUAAACGUCCCGCUGCUGAAAAGUCUGGCAUUCCUGUGUAUCCCGGUGCAACAACAUACCAACAAUUAAUGCAAUUACAACAACCAUUUGUACCAGUCUCAUGUGAGUAUCAAACUCAAAUUAGCACAAGCUCUACUACUACUGCUCCUACUACUACUAUCAAUAUCAAUUGUAAUUCUACUACUACUGCUGCUGCUGCUAGUGCUGCUACUACAGCAACAACUACAACAACACCAUUAGGUGCUAAUGUAACACACCACCUAAAUCACCAACACCAACAACACCUAAAUCACCUACACCAACACAACCUACAACAAUUGUAUAAUUUACAAAAUUCCCAUUUAUCCCAAAACCAAAAUAGUCCCUUAAACACUACACAACAACAACAACACCAACAAUCCAUGUCCCAAUUAUCCAAUACUAUAAAUAGCAACUAUAAUAAUCAUUUAUCAAAUAUUGCUAAUAAUUUAAAUAGUAAUCAUAAUAGUAAUAUUAUUAAUAAUAAUAAUAGUAAUUUGUCCAUGAUGAGUACAUUUAACAGUAAUAAUAACAACAAUAAUAAUAACAGUAGUAGCAACAACAACAACAACAUUACAAACUCCAACAACAAUAAUAAUAAUAAUUGUUUAUCAUAUAUAAAUAAUAAUUUAAAUGCUAGUAAUAAUAGUCUUAAGUUGAUUAAUUAUCCAAAUACUACUACUAUUACCAAUACUACAGCUACUACCACUACUACAGCAGCUGCUGCUGCUGCUUUAGCUACAGCUACAACUACAACAACUGGUGGUAGUAAUUUAGUUAGUAAUUCUGGUAAUGAUACCAAUGUUUCUACUACUAGUACUAUAUCGACUACUUCUACUACAACUGUUAAUAGUAGUUUAAAUGCUACUGCUGCUACAACUACUACAGCAGCAGUCUUAGUUAACGACAGUAAUAGUAGUUUGAAUGCUACGGCAUCUGUUAAACAAAAUUACAACAGUAAUGAUCAAGAGUAUGACAAUGAGCUUAACAACAACAAUAAUAACAAUAAUAAUAAUAAUGAGCAGGAAAAAGUUACAACAACAAACUCCUCCUCCUCCUCUUCCUCUUCGUCAUUGUCCUCAACGACGACGACUACAACAACGCCUACAUCACAGUCUAAUAACAAUAGUGCUUUAAAUAACACUUCCUUAGAUGAUGUGGAGCCUGCUAAUGAAAAGCUUAAAGAGGGCAUUACUACUACAGCUAAUACUACAACAACUACAACUACAUCUUCAACAACUACUAACAAUAAUACAAAUUUGCCUACAUCUCUUAACUCUAAUGAAAGCUAUAGAUAUUACAAUGGCGGCUUAAAUGGUAACGAAGAGAAAUCAGUUAAUGGUAAUAAUGCCCUAAGCAAUGGUUUAACUGAAACUGCUGUUACCAGUUCCAACUCUUCCUAUGUAAAUGGCUAUAGCACUAGUAGCAUCGGCAGCACGACCCAACACUCCUCCAGCGGUAUAUUACCCACACCGCCUGCUACUUCCUCAGUGGUGACUAAUGCCUAUCAAGCUCAACAGAAUAUGCAAAGAUUGUAUCAACAGUCUUAUAAUGCCGCCGUGGCCAAUACAAAUUAUGCCAAUCUAAUGGCCAGUUAUGGUCAUCAGACCCCAGUUUCGAGUACCUCGGUCUCGCCCUAUACUUCACAAACUAUCACAGUACCUUCGUAUUCAUAUGCCGGCACUACAGCCUCGCCCUAUGCUUAUAGUGCUUAUCCUACUGCAGCCCAGGCUGCUCAGGCAAAUUAUUAUGCCGAUGCUGCUGCCCUGGCCAAAGAGGUGGCCCAGAAAAACUAUGCUAAUGCUUUGAAAGCGGCCAAUGUCAGUGCUAGUUCUUUGACGGGUAAACCUUUGACAGCAGCUGCUGCUGCCUACUCAGGUAUGGCUUUGAAUAAGGCCUAUAUGGCUGCUCCCGGCCAGCAGGUUAUGGCCCAACAUGCUGCCUUUAUGCAGGCCCAAGCUCAGGCUCAAGCUCACCAGCAGCAGCAGCAACAACAGGCUGCUGUAGCUGCUAUGGCUGGUGCCCAAAUGCGCUCUUAUCCCGGCAUGUCAACGCCGGUUGGAACACCUGUUCAUGCCGCUGCUGGCAGUUCGGCUUUAUUGUCACGUCCUCCCUCAGCUGCUGCAACGGGUUAUUUAUCCGCCUCUCCCAAUCCCGCUUUAUUAAGGGGUCAACCCAUGACUUUGCCCGCGGCUCCUAAUGCUCAAUAUGCCGCCGCUCUGCAGCAGCAGCAACAACAGCAAGCCGCCUUUUUCUUUCCCGGCAUGAUGGCCUCAGCGCCCGGUUAUCCUUUUGCCGCCAUGGGAGCCAUGCCCUCGGCCACAGGUUUGCCCGCCGGCAUGACUCCUAGCGCUCAACUGGCAGCUGCCUCCGCCUCUACAGCCGCUGGGGCCAAUAGUGCUUUAGUCUUAAAUCCCUACAAGAAAAUGAAAACUUCUUAAGUCGUAUUUCAAGCCCCUUAAAAAAGGCUUACGAUCUUGCUAACCUACUUCAUCUAGUAAAAGCUUUUUAAGUUUUUCUAAGAUCAUCUAUAAAUAGCUUAGCCAUAAAAAACUUUUGGUUAAGUUAUAAACAAACGAAAACCCUUUAAAAACCCUUUGUCCCCUUUUCAAGUACUUAAUUACUUUUACAAUAAAUUUUAUUAAAAAACGAAAUUUAAAAAAAAAAUUCUUUAAAUUUAAAAAAAAAAACAAAUUUGUGCCUAGUUUUUAGAAACUUUAAUUGUUUAAUAUUUAGGUUUUGUUAGAUUUUUAACUCUAUAAAGUUAAUGAAAAAAAAGCUCUCUGUUUUUUCUUAAUUAGUUUAUAAAAAAAGCUCUCUUUUGUUUUAAUUUGCUUAUAUAUUUAUUAAAAGCUCGAAAGUUAAGAGUAAGCCCUCUGUAAUAAUAGUUAAAAGAUUAAAAAGGGGUAAAACAAGCAAAGCUUAAAGACUUUUUUAAAAGCUUUUAAAUAAAUUUAACUGAAAACUGACAGAUAUUUAGAAAAGAAAACUUGUAGAAAUACUGCUUAAAGCUUUCUACUUUAGACUUUAAAAUACAUCCUUAAAUUACAAAACUUUCAAAUAAAUCAAAUUAAAGUUUUUACUUUUCAAAAAGCUUUAAUUUUCCGGAAAGCUUUUUUCUAGAAAACCACUUUGAGGAAAGAAGAAAAGCUUUUUGAAAAAGAGCUUUUUAAGAAAAGCUUUUUGAAGAAGAGCUUUUAAAGAAAAGCUUUUUAAGAAAAGAUUUUUAAGAAAAGCUUUUUAAGAAAAGUUUUUAAGAAAAGCUUUUUGAAGAAGUGUUUUUUGUAGAAGAGCUUUUCUAAGAAAAGCUUUUCCAAAAACAGCUUUUUUAGGAAUUUUUUUCUUAAAACUUGUUAUUUCAAGUUUUAAGAAAAACUUUUUUAACAAAAGCUCUUUUUGGAAAAGCUUUUCUAGAAAAACUAGCCAUUAAACUUCUAAAGCUUUACAUGCUUUACUAUCCAAUAUUGCUUAAUCUUGCCCCGACUUGUUGCAAAACCCCUUUUUAUCUUUAAAAAUGAGACUCUUUUUUUUUAAUAUUUAAAAUCCUUUAAUAUUUAACAAAAAAGAAAACACAACUUAAGGACCUCUUUAUAAUUUAAAAAGUUUAUUAUUUUAUUUUUACAAAAAAAAACCUGCCUUAAUUUUUGCCAUAAUUUAGUUGGAACAGUUUUUAUUUUUGUUUAGUUAUAUUUUAAACAUAAUUUUUUGCCAUUAAACGUAACGAAAAACAAGAGCUUUUUAAAAGCUCUUAAUAAUUAGGUUCCUUUAUGUGAGAGAAAAGAAGAAAAAAAAAACGACAACUACAAACAAUAUAAAUAAUUUAAUAAUUUAAUUAUAUAGAAAUAGAAAUAGUUAUAGAAAUUAAACAAAUAAUAAAAAACGAAGUACUGUGAUAGCUUUUUGUUUCUUGUCAAGAAAACUAUGAAAAAAAUGCAAAAAAAAUAAAGAUUUUUUAAAUUAAAAGCUUGACUUAGUACGGCGUUCAAAACAUGUUUUUUUAUUAGUUAUUAGCAACGAAAUAUUAGAUUUACUCAGCUUAUAGCAGACAGUUACUUAAAUAUAUUUAAUCUUAAACAUUUGUGUUUUUUCUUUAGGUUCCUAACAAUUAAUUAAAUAAGAGAACAACAACAAACAUAUAAAUACUUAACAGGCAUGGAAAAUCGAAAUUUUGAAAUACAGUGCUAAACAUAGACUAAUCUAUAGAUUAAACUAUAGACUAGGCCAUAAACUAACCAACAGACUAGACUACAGACUAAACUAUGCAGUAGACUAUAGACUUGAC
Lucilia sericata (common green bottle fly) is the source of this 6125-nucleotide messenger RNA. It is a transcript of the gene mbl, whose product is annotated as GATA zinc finger domain-containing protein 14. The transcript is spliced from 9 exons. The record is from RefSeq and is a predicted model, not a curated record. Bases 691 to 4284 code for a protein of 1197 amino acids. Lineage: Eukaryota; Metazoa; Arthropoda; Insecta; Diptera; Calliphoridae. Gene Ontology annotation, molecular function: metal ion binding.